Molecule: messenger RNA, 4803 nt
Organism: Giardia duodenalis
Lineage: Eukaryota; Fornicata; Diplomonadida; Hexamitidae
Product: Hemagglutinin protein-like protein
Exons: 1
Coding region: 1-4803 (1600 amino acids)
Source: RefSeq, a predicted model, not a curated record
AUGCGAGGUAGUUCCUGCAAGUGGGUGCUCUCGACAAAGGCUCCAGCGACAAGUGUUGUUGAUCAGAGCUCAUCUGCGCUGCAACAGAGCGGUCCCCAGAGUGCACGGAUCAGUCGGUUAGAGCAAUCAGCUGGCUGGGUGAGCCCAUCUGCUAUGCAAGGACAAGGUCAAAGUCAUCAGCGGUUCAGUGGAUCUAUGCAGCAGACACUCCUCCUCAACCCUGUCAGGCCACGGAGUUUUCAGAUAGAAUUCUCUCCGAUCUCUGAAACUCUGGGAGGAGACACGACUCCAAAAACACCUAUGCUCUUUACUCUGAACGGUACUAAGUCGCGACUAUCCUCUACUAUACACCAUUCUAAGCCCCAGGGAAUUUUAGCUCCACAACACGAAAACAGUGUCUUGCACGGCACUAGGAACAUAAAUGGACCGAGUGAUGACUUAGUAAAACCAACAGUUUCAUCAGCUCAUCGCUCUCGUCCAUCCUCGUCUAGUUUAAAUACUUAUCCUCUUCAUCAGAAUUUAGGUAGCGUAAGUAGUGCUGGGGACUACCACACGCCAAAUUUUACUUCUACUCCUCACGCACUUAACAGUGAAAAAGGAAGCCUCAACACUGAUCAUCAACAAGUUAUUUCUGCCAUGAUAUCUCCUAUUUGUUAUCGUGUAGGUGAAUCGACGCAGCCAGCAAACGAAGCCAAAGGCACAGCAAUUCUUGAUAACGAGAUUCUCAGCGAUGAAAAGCAUCAAUCAUCUCGGUCUUUUCAGGUUCAAGCGAGCGGUAAAGCCAUGGCAUUUGUAGCAGCUCAACAGCGAGCUCUGCACGCCCCCGCUGUAGGACGCAAUCCUCAGAAGAUCAAGCGCAGCACGAGUGCCUCACAGCCACAAUAUUCCAAGCCUAGCCAUCCGGCAUUUAUGAAGGAGGUGGAUGUAGUUUUGCACAAGCUGCAAUCAAACGCAAUCUAUAGCUCUACCAUAGAUAUGUUGUCUAAUAAUGAUCUGAAUCAUAUCUAUGCUGUGCACCCUACCCACUUCAAGCCGAUGCGAAAGAAGUGGAAGGCUUCGGAGCCGCCAUCCUUACCACCGCCUCCCUCCUCUGAUGAUACACUUCCAGAUGGAAUCCCGGUGCUUACUGCAAACCCACAUGAAUUAAAAGAUCAAUACAUAUCAACUUUGAGGCCUGUGCAGCCAGUUCCCUCGUCCUCCAUAGGCUUCUUUAUAGACUCUGAUCCGCAUGCGUCCAAGAAGAAGUAUACCUUGCGACGGGUUAGCUCAGCCAAUGCUUCGUCUGUAGCCACACAACAGCGCGAUGGCAGCCAGGCUACUGAUCGAGAGCUUCGGCAGCGCAGUCUAAGAUUAGCUGGAAGCAGUGGUGCUGAGGCCCUUUUAACGGCUGACAAAACACAAAAUCCAGAUGACCCUCACAUAUUUCAGCACAAUAUCUUAUUAACACCAGAUCUUAGCACACAGACGGACACCGUAACAGAUACCAUCACCACCCCUGUCAAGGACCUAAGAGAUAAUAGGCUUACUAUAGACGAACUACGACAGCCACCAUUAGUCCAGAAAAGAAUCCAUGAAUCAGAAACUAUGCGUAGUCAAAAUGCAGGUACUAAACCUGACCAGAUUCCCUCUAGAUCACGAAGUGCAGAAGAAAGUCUGGCAAGCCAGAAGACUCGCCGUAUGUCUGCUAGUAAGCCUCUUUUAAAUGUUCAGUCUCUGGUUGACAACAAACCUGGUUUACGGCCGCCGCUAUCCUUGUCUUCGCGCAGCUCAUCCUCUAGACGUGCAUACAGUGCACGUCCAUCAAGAUCUAGUGACGUGUUAUCAGCAUCUCAGUCAAAAGCUGCAGCCCAUACCAUAGUAACACAAAAAUACUCUGCAAUCCAUCAAGGUCCAGCCUUUAGUAAGCAGCUUAGGAACCCCACAUCUCUACUUACAGACCAAGACACAGUAGCUACUAGCAAUGGCUUAGCUGACAGGACUAGGUUCAACGCAGCAAGAAGGCGUCCUUUGAGUUCGGGAGAUAUUUCACAUUCUAAACAUGUAUUUAGGACAAUCCACGGUGAAAAGCCUAUUGCAAGAGGAUUUAGCACACAAUCCAACAGAUUAACGCAUAAUAGUAUACGGUCAGCAGCAAAUAGUACAAGUUCAAGUUUGCGGCCUGAUGUAAGCCUCACGCCCUAUCAGUCAACAUAUGCAUCUAAGGCGCUGGCAGUCAGUGCGGUCCUUCCUACGUCGUCUCUGGCCCUGAGCAUGGCAAGUAGCUACAUCCAGUCGCAAGCUCGUAGUAAGUACAAUGUGGCUCUUAUGCGCCUUCAGGCACCAAGCGUUACACUAGGAUUGGUGCCCUCUCAGCAAGGCAACGCAAGGGCAACAUCAGCAUCAACCUCAACCCGGCACUCCCGUAGAACAGUUGGGAUACAACCGCGCUCAACAACAGAGCAGUCAAUUAAUACAACUCCCCUCACUGCAAAUAUCGAAAAGCCUCACCAUGAUACUAGUUCUAUUGCAAUAAAACGUUCAAAUUAUUUUGGACGCACCCGCAAUGCUAAAAUUGGCACUACGGAGCUGAAGGAUGCUUACACAGAGACAGGGAGCUAUAGAAGCGUCACUGAGGUGUCUGAUGCAAGAAGCUCACUUGAUCAUCCAUUGUCUUUCGGAACACAGACGGGGGUGCAAGUACUUGACAGAGCCCAAAGUCGCCGUUCACAGAGUAGCUCUUCUGCGAGAAUUUUAGAUAGACUUACCGCCCCAAAGAGCUCCUCCGUAAAGCGAUCACGUUCUGCCACGUUUCAUUCUCGUGACGAUAACCUUAUGUUAGCGCCCACACACGACAUAAACACAACUGACAUAUUGGCUGCCCGGCGACUAAUUCAGCCCCACACAAACCCACGUUUUAUAGAUCAUAAGCGUGACACAAUAACACGUCACCUGACCGAUAUUGCCACAAUGCCGCUGUACUCCAGAGAGGCUCGGUCUUCUGUAGAAAAAGCAAACCAGCCAGAAUCUCCGAAUAUUGCAGAAAUGCUCAGGGGACUGGACAUCCCCACCAUCAACUCGGCCGAAAGCAGUACGCAUUAUGAUCUACGGACGUUGUCUGAUGAUAAGUUGGUGAAUUCUUCUUCUCACGAUCCAAGCAUCAGCAGAAAUCAAUCUGUCAACGGGACAUUCAGUAGCAUGCACACGCUUCCAUCCAUAGAGCUACACAGGAAAGAUGUGCAUGUCUGCUCUCAACCAAAUGAAUUUAUCCAGCUUCUUGGCAACACAGCUUUCCCUAGUUCUAGUGCCACGUUAGAAAUGUAUAUCGGCGGGCUAAACUAUCAAGAGAUAGACCUUCAGCAUCAUAUCUUCUCUAAGCGCAACACAACCACGGUUUCUGAAUCCAUCAACAAGAAGCAGGAAGCAUCCAAGAAAAGAUCUGCACGUAAAACACGCAGUAAUUCGGCAUCUGCGUCUUCUGGUGCUACCUACAAUACAAAAAGAUGCAGGUCAGGUUCACCCUCUUGUUCAAGCUCACGGUACGGUCCGCCGGUGUCCAAUUCAACUACCCAGAUGAUAGCUCAUAGCCUGGAGCCUCAAGCAUCUUUAGAGUUACAUCCAAGCGCCCAGCUUCACUCAUCUGUUAAUGCAGAUAUGGUAUUGGAAGAUCUAGACAUAGAUGGAGCCGAUCCUGAUUAUCUAUCCAACAGCGCUGUGCGUACCUCUAACUAUAAAGAGACUGUCCUUUUGAAGCGCAGAGCUCCUGAUGGACGAACACAGCUUGCACUAGUAAGCACGGGAGACAUUCUCUAUGGUAGCUACAACAAAAAGACUGCUCUGGAUGUGACGACGCAACAGUCACAGCGUUCCCUAUCUGCUUCUGCCCACGGUGCUCCACAUCGACGGCAUAGCAAAACUCGUCCGGUCAACAAGACUUCAACCAUGUUCAACUAUCCGUCCAUCACAGGUGCCUUUCCUUUGUAUGCAGAUGAGGACGAGCAAAGAACAGAAACACAUUCGACAGCGCAUACUAACAACGAAGCCUCAUCUCCACAACAUGGGUACCGUCAAGUUUCGCAAUCUCUUCCCCUAAACAAACAGUCAUCCCGUCCUAAAACUACUGAUAAUUCAGUGAUUCGGUAUAACCAACUUCUUAGUGAUCACAAAACUCUUUCGGUCAGCAUUAGUGCAGCUAUGGCUCGUCGAGCUUUUGAAAAGCAGGCAAAUGAUAGAGCACUCAACGCGCUCAUGCAUCAGACUACAACCCCUAAUACUUCUGGGCUGCAAAGCUCGUCCACGAUGUCCUUUUCGCGGGAUGUCUCACACAUCAGCCAGAGGCAAUCUUUGGAUAAAGAAUCCGUUACAGCAAAGGAGCAGAACAAGGAUACAAUAUAUCAGAGCCCUGUACUAUUUACUAGCUUAGCAGAUGCCUCGCCUCUUCCUUCUUCUAACCCAACCACCACAAUAAAAGAGGUUGCAAAUCCAAACAAUCAAAGCAUACCUAGGAGCUCGCAACCUCUUCUCAAAAACCACGCUACUCUGGACAAUCUGCGAAAGGAGUCUGCAUAUAGGGCAAGGUCCAAUAGAGUAACGGAAAGUGAGAAAGAUAUGCGGCUGUCUGCUUUGUCAAGCACCAAGUGUAGCUCCACGAUGGAACAACCUUGCCGUGAAACAGACGGGAGAAGGAGCUCAUACGUUAAGCAAUACAGUAGAAGCCAUGUACGGCCGGCCUCAAGCUCUAGUCUAUCUGGUUCUGCGACCACCAGGCAAGCAAAUAGGUGUCGGAGUAGUUCUGCUGUGAGAUCUGCGAGCUCAGCAAGAAAAUAG